AUGGCCCAGACUUCCGACGGCAUAUCCAGCGAGCUUCGAGGCGAAAUCACCAGGUUCCUGUGGCCAAAGGAGGUGGAGUUACUGCUGAAAGCCUGGCUGCCUGAGCGGGAGGGUGCUGAGCAAAGUCAUAUCCUGGCACUGUUGCGAUGGAGAGCCUACCUGCUCCACACCUGCCUUCCCCUGAGGGUGGACUGCACAUUCAGCUACCUGGAGGUCCAGACCAUGGCGCUGCAGGAGACACCCCCUCAGGUCACCUUUGAGCUGGAAUCCCUGCCUGAGCUGGUCCUGGAGUUUCCUGGGGUGGCUGCCUUGCAGCAGCUCGCCCAGCACAUCACUGUGGCCAUCAAGAAGGUCUUCCCCCGGUCGGCCCUCAGAAAGCUAUUCCGGAGGCCCACACCCACCUCGAUGUUGGCUCAGCUGGAGAGAAGCAGCCUCUCAGAGGCCACCUCGCCUGGCAGCCCCUGUGGUGGCUUCUUGGAGACCUACGAGGCUCUGUGUGACUACAAUGGCUUCCCCUUCCGAGAAGAGAUUCAGUGGGACGUGGACGCCGUCUACCAUCGUCAGGGCUGCCGCCAUUUCAGCCUAGGAGACUUCAGCCACCUCAGUAGUCGGGACCUGGCCUUGAGCGUGGCUGCCCUGUCCUACAACUUGUGGUUCCGGUGCCUCUCCUGUGUGGACAUGAAGCUGAGCCUCGAGGUCUCAGAACAGAUUGUGCACAUGAUGAGCCAGUCGUCCCACCUGGAGGAGCUGGUGCUGGAGACCUGUGGCCUGAGGGGAGACUUUGUCCGGCGGCUGGCCCAGGCAAUGGCAGGGAACUCGAGCUCUGGGCUGCAGGAGCUCAGCCUGGCAGGGAACCUACUGGAUGACCGAGGCAUGGCUGCACUCAGCAGAUACCUAGAACAGCGUCCGGAAGCCCUGAGGAGACUUAGUCUAUCACAGACGGGGCUCACGCCUCGAGGGCUGAGGGCCCUGGGUCGGGCACUGGCCACCAACGUGGCCUUCGAUUCUGUCCUGACCCACCUGGACCUUUCUGCAAACCCUGGGGCUCUGGGGCCCUCAGAAGACAAUGGGGGCUUCUAUAGUUUCCUGAGUCGUCCUAAUGUUCUGAAGUUUCUCAAUCUCUCAGGCACCGAAACGGCUCUGGACACUCUCUUUGCAGCGCUGUCCCACGGCUGCUGCACCAGCCUUAUUCACCUCAACGCUUCGAGGAACGUCUUCUCCCGCACGAAGUCCAGGGCUGCACCGGCUGCGCUGCAGCUGUUCCUCAGUCGCACGGGGGCGCUGCAACACCUGGGCCUGGCGGGCUGCAAGCUGCCGCCCGAAGCUCUCAGAGCCCUGUUGGAAGGCCUCGCGUUCAACACGCACAUAAGAGAUCUGCACCUGGACCUCAGCGCUUGUGAGCUGCGCACCGCAGGCGCUCAGGUGAUACAAGACUUGGUGUGCGACGCGGGCGCCUUGAGUUCCCUGGAUCUGGGGGACAAUGGCUUCGGCUCAGACAUGGUGACUCUAGUGCUGGCCAUCGGGAGAAGCCAGUCCCUACGACAUGUGGCGCUUGGGAGGAACUUCAACGUCCGGUGCAAGGAGACCCUGGACGACGUCCUGCACCGGAUUGUCCAGCUCAUGCAGGACGACGACUGUCCCCUGCAGUCUCUGUCUGUAGCUGAGUCGCGGCUGAAGCUGGGCGCCAGCGUCCUGCUCCGGGCCCUGGGCACCAACCCUAACCUGACAGCGCUGGAUAUCAGCGGAAAUGCCAUGGGGGACGCUGGUGCCAAGAUGCUAGCCAAGGCGCUGCGGGUCAACACUAGGCUCCGGUCUGUAGUCUGGGACCGGAACCACACGUCUGCGCUGGGCCUGCUGGACGUGGCGCAGGCCUUGGAGCAGAACCGCAGCCUGAAGGCCAUGCCUCUGCCACUGCAAGAUGUGGCCCAGGCGCAGCGCAGCCGCCCAGAGCUGACUGCACGUGCAGUGCACCAGAUCCAGGCUUGUCUCUUGAGGAACAACCGCACAGACCCCGCCUCUUCUGAUCGCGCCUCCCGCCUGCAGCCACUGGGUCUGGUCUCAAACCCCUCGGAGCAGGAAGUGAAUGAACUAUGUCAGUCGAUGCAGGAGCAUGUGGAGCUGCUGGGCUGCGGGGCUGGACCCCAGGGUGAAGCUGCUGUGCGCCAGGCUGAAGAUGCCAUCCGCAACGCCAACUUCUCUCUCAGCGUUCUCCCCAUUCUAUAUGAGGCUGGGAGCUCCCCAAGUCAUCGCUGGCAGCUGCAGCAGAAGCUGGAGGUCCUGCUAGGACAGGUGGGCGAGGUCUGCCGCCAGGACAUCCAGGACUUUACUCAGUCCACGCUGGAUACAAUGAGAAGCCUCAGCCCACGGAUGCUGCAGGGACCUGGCUGGAGGGAGCAGCUAGAAGGGGUCCUGGCAGGCUCAAGGGGCCUCCCAGAGCUGCUCCCAGAGCAACUACUGCAAGAUGCCUUCACUAGGCUCAGGGACAUGCGGCUGUCGGUCACAGGGACCUUGGCAGAUAGCAUUGUGGCUCAAGCUCUGGCGGGUUUGAAUGCAGCCCGAGAUCGGCUGGUGGAGAGUUUGGCUCAGCAGACACUAGUGGCAUUGCCCCCUGCCUUAACAGCAUUGGAUGGAGGCGAGCCCAGCCCCCUUGAGCCUGGGGAACUGGAAGGCCUUUUUUUCCCGGAGGAGGAGGAGGGGCAGAAUGACAGUCCUCCACGGAAAUGGCCUGAGUCCAGCCAUUGUCUUUGCCUAGUCCCCUCCACACACAGUGCUGCUGAGGAAGCGGAGCCGGAACCGGAGCCCGAGCUGGCGGCUCCGGGAGAAGAUGCAGAGCCGCAGGCUGGGCCGUCCGCUCGCGGUUCUCCGAGCCCGGCUGCCCAGGCCGGCCUGCUGCCUCGCAUGGACCUGCCACCUGCCGGGCAGCCCCUGCGCCAUCCGACCCGGGCCCGGCCCCGGCCGCGCCGCCAGCACCACCACCGCCCGCCACCGGGGGGCCCCCAGGUACCCCCAGCCCUGCCACAGGAAGGGAAUGGGCUCAGUGCCCGCGUGGAUGAGGGUGUGGAGGAAUUCUUCUCCAAAAGGCUGAUACACCAAGAUCAUCUCUGGACCCCAGAGGAGGAUCCAGCCACCGAGGGGGGUACCACCCCUGUCCCCCGCACACUGCGAAAGAAGCUGGGCACCCUCUUUGCCUUCAAGAAGCCUCGUUCAGCACGAGGGCCACGGCCUGACCUAGAGACCAGCCCUGGGGCAGCUCCCCGCAGCCGGAAAGCCACACUUGGGGACCUGCUGAGGCCCCCAGCGCGGCCAGGCCGUGGUGAGGAGCCUGGUGGGGCUGAGGGGGGCACUAGCAGCCCUGACCCUGCUCACAGGAACAGGCCACGCUACACACGAGAUAGCAAGGCCUACUCAAUGAUACUGUUGCCUGCCGAGGAGGAGGAGGAAGCAGCGUUGGGUGUCAGACCUGACAAGAGGCGGCCCCUGGAGCGGGGAGACACAGAGCUGGCCCCAUCCUUUGAACAGCGGGUACAAGUGAUGCUGCAGAGGAUUGGCGUGAGCCGAGGCAGUGGGGGUGCUGAAGGCAAGAGGAAGCAAAGCAAAGAUGGAGAGAUCAAGAAGGCUGGCUCGGAUGGUGACAUUAUGGACAGCUCCACGGAGACCCCUCCCAUCUCGAUCAAGUCUCGGACCCACUCUGUGUCUGCUGACCCCUCAUGCAGACAUAGCCCAGGAAGCCAGGGGCCUGAGCCUGCCGUCUGGAAGACUCUGGGGCAGCAAUUGAAUGCAGAGCUGCGGGGUCGUGGUUGGGGCCAACAGGAUGGUCCAGGGCCCCCCUCCCCAUGUCCUACCCCAAGCCCCCGAAGAGCCAGCCCCUCCCCAGACAGCCUGGGCCUCCCAGAGGACCCUUGCUUGGGCCCCAGAAAUGAAGAGCUGCCCCUGAGGCUGCAGCGCUCCCCCGUCCUCAAGCGCAGGCCGAAACUCGAGGCACCCCCAUCCCCAAGCCUAGGACCCGGGCCUGGAGCCGAGCCUCUGCCCCCACAGCCCACGGAGCCCUCCAGCCCUGAGCAGAGCCUACCCUCCCCAGCCACAGACCAAAGAGGCGGCGGUCCCAACCCCUGA
Orycteropus afer afer is the source of this 4113-nucleotide messenger RNA. It is a transcript of the gene CARMIL2, whose product is annotated as capping protein regulator and myosin 1 linker 2. NCBI's taxonomy places the organism in Eukaryota, Metazoa, Chordata, Mammalia, Tubulidentata, Orycteropodidae. The record is from RefSeq and is a predicted model, not a curated record. The transcript is spliced from 38 exons. Gene Ontology annotation, biological process: regulation of Arp2/3 complex-mediated actin nucleation; cell migration. The coding region runs from base 1 to 4113 and encodes 1370 amino acids. Gene Ontology annotation, cellular component: lamellipodium; plasma membrane. Gene Ontology annotation, molecular function: protein binding.